CGAUGUCGGGGCUUUCACCCACCGAGCGCCAGUUCGAAGACGCUGGACAGCCCGCCACGUCGUCGAGCGCGAUCAACCCUCGCGCCAACCUCCAGCGGAGCGUAUCGAGGAGCUCAACCUGGUCCAUGCAGGAUAACACUCCUCAGCACCAUAACUACGGCACCUCGUACUUCCCACCGCAGGCAUCCCGCACGCACUCGCCGACGCCCCGCCGUGUCGGCCAACCAUCGUUUCCUAGGAGCGCAUCGCAUAGUUCCACUCGACGCGGAUUGCCCAGGAGCGCCAGCGUCACGAAGCUGCGUCACGACGAGAGUGGUUUGCUCAGCGAGGCGGAGGAGGACGACGAAGCCGACCGUGCAGGCUCUUCAAGGCGACGCGUGUCUGUCGAAGAUGAGCGCACAGGCGAUGCUGACGACGAAGAUGAUAGUGCCGAGCGCGAAGAGGACCCGAUCACGCUGAGGGACCGGCAGUCGCUUAUCAACGUCGAGCAUCCGUUCGGUUUGCCCAUUUGGAAGCCUGCGUUGUACAAGAAGAGUCGAUCGGUUACUCGUAACGCGGAUCAAGCAGUACACUCCAUUCCGACCGGCCAAGCGAGUCGCCUACUACCCGGGAAUGUGAUGUGGGCGGUACUGUUCGGAUGGUGGUUGGCGAUGGUAUGCAUCGUUGUGUCGGCAGUGCUUUAUGUCGUCCCCAAGGGUGGCAGAAGCUACUCCAACCUCGUCUUCGGCUUGGGUUGGUACAUCGUUUGGCCGUUUGGCAAGUACGUUGCGGGCGACGUCAAGGAUCGGGUUCAGGAUGAAGAGGGCAACCCGCGGAGUCCGGAUGGCGACGAGGAAGGCAACACCAGUGGUGCUGAAUCACAGGGCACCGAAGUACCUGGUUCGGCCAACGACAGCAAUACGCCCUCGAAAUACUCCACCAUCAGACCACGCCACGCCUUGGCUCAUCAGCAAUCCGUGUCUUGGAAUCCUUUGCCUAUUCCAGACGAACAGACUUCCCUCUUACGCGGAAGUCUGCAGAUUCCCGUUGGCCAAGCCAAGUGGUACGGCACCAUUCAUACGUCCCCUGCUUCGUCGGAGGCCGUCGGAGUCAGCAGCACGGAUGAAUGGUUGGGCACUUUGUGCUUCUGGUUCGCGCUCAUUUGCAUCAUCGCUCCCUUGCUCUUGUUCGUAUGCCUCGUCUGCUGGGGAGCCGUUAUUACUGUUCCGAUGGCUAAGCUUAACUGGGCGCUCAUCGAGCAUUUGUUCCGGCAUCCCACGUCAAUCCGUUUCUACGGAGCACCUCCUGCUGUAGUCGUCCCCACUCCGCCGGAGGACACCAUCCAGGAGGAGGAUGAAGGGGAUAGUACGUCGACCCCGGUUCAGCAACCGCAAUUCUCCCUCCGUCAUCGCCGUCUUUCCGCCGGACAAGAAGUGCCAUCCGGAGAGUCGACGUCGACGGUGCUGUUGUGCAUCUACGAGGCCGUCGGUUGGCAAUACUACAAAUACACGAUUGGUGGCGUCAACAUCAUGUUUGUGAACUUGAUGCCACUGGUGUUUUUUACAAUCUUUGACGGAUUGGUUUUGUUACCACUUGCGGAGCGAAAAGAAGAGCGCGGAGAGCAUGUUCCAGCCAUCCUUGCGUUUUUGGCCUCCCAAGCUCUCGUGUUCCUGCUCAGCUUGCUGAGUGUCAUCCCGCUGUCAUACUUUAUAGGAAUGGCAGUCGCAUCUAUAUCCGCCCAGUCUUCCAUCGGCAUGGGCGCGGUCAUCAACGCAACAUUCGGUUCGAUCAUCGAAAUUAUUCUCUAUGGCAUCGCUCUCAAAGACCACAAGGGACGCUUGGUAGAGGGAUCUAUCAUCGGUAGCUUGCUUGCAGGCGUGUUGCUCAUGCCAGGUGCCAGUAUGUGCAGCAGCGCUGUGCGACGAAAGGAGCAAAGGUUCAACGCCAAGAGCGCCGGGGUUACCAGUACCUUGCUGAUCACAGCAAUAAUUGGAGCCUUGGCGCCUACAAUGUUCUAUCAAACUUACGGAAACUUCCAGCUGGUUUGCGAGGGAUGCCCGGAUGAUCUCACAGGCCUUUCUGCCUUGAGCAAACCAUGGCAAUGCGACCACUGCUACUAUGAGCACCCGGAACCCAUCAACGAUCCCUUCUAUCGUGACACAGUCAAAAGCUUCACGUAUUUCUGUGCCAUUGUGCUCCUUCUUUCGUAUCUGAUUGGCCUGUGGUUCUCCCUUCGAACACAUGCUUCACAAAUCUGGCAGAACCCCCAGCAAUUGUUGCAUCCCUUGGACAUCCCGUCUAAUCGCCUCUCGUUGUACCAUAAGCUCCUCCCGCCACGACCUGCAGGAGGCUCCUUGCGGCGGAAGCCCAGCAAUCUCAGCGCCAACGGCAUCUCGCGUAGCGAAACUCCCGUACCGCGAAACCAUGAUGGUCUGCAGCCUGCGGAUGCUAUGGCGGCAAAUCCACACUCGUCAACCGUUCCUCCCACAACGCCUGGCGCACAGAGGAGAGUCUCGUAUGCGGUCCCACCAGCCACACAGCCAGCUGUGGGUUAUACGCCCCUGCUCGAGAGCGUCAAUCAUGCCAUCAAGGAUACGGCAAUGCAGCCUAUGGAACUCCCGCCGCAUAUGACCACGGACGACUUCACGCGGGCUAUUGCAGUUGCCACUGUCAGUGCCCUGAGGGAUCAGCACCACACGCUACCCGGCGCAAGGGCCCGUGUGUCCGGGGCGGAAGCAGAGGAAGCAGGUGGACAUGGAGGGCACGAUGCGCCUUCGUGGAGUCGUGCAACAAGCGCUAGCGUGCUACUUGCAUGCACAGCGCUCUAUGCGAUUAUCGCGGAAAUCCUUGUUGACGUAGUUGAUGUUGUGCUGGAAGGAUCUGGUAUUGAUGAAAAGUUCCUUGGUGUCACUCUCUUCGCUCUCGUCCCUAACACGACCGAAUUCAUGAAUGCGAUGGCAUUCGCACUCAACGGCAACAUAGCCCUGAGUAUGGAAAUCGGUUCUGCAUAUGCUCUGCAAGUUUGCCUUCUACAGAUACCAGCCAUGCUUGCCUUCUCCGCUAUAUUCGUACCGGACAAGAUGGGUAGUGUCGCCGAUACCUUCCCCCUACUAUUCCCUCGCUGGGAUGUGAUCGUCAUCGUACUGGCGGUCUUCUUGAUGACCUACACUUACAUCGAAGCGAGGAGCAACUACCACCGCGGAAGUAUGCUCAUAUUAAGUUAUUUGGUGCUUGUUGUCGGAUUCUUUUUUGCUCCAUACCGUCCAGAUGAGCUAGACAAUGGGCUACGUUCGUUCGGGCAACCCUCUGCAAACGUAGUCCAGCAGACGAAGCUCAUUUUCGCUUGGUUGUUCGCUGGCUGAGGCUCGAUGCCGCGCGGACUUCCUGUCGACCACGUUUCAAUGUUUAUGCGAUGGACAACUCUCCCGCUUUUGCGACGCACUCAUUGUAAAUAUACCGG
Punctularia strigosozonata HHB-11173 SS5 is the source of this 3439-nucleotide messenger RNA. RefSeq lists its product as uncharacterized. Gene Ontology annotation, biological process: calcium ion transmembrane transport; intracellular calcium ion homeostasis. Gene Ontology annotation, molecular function: calcium:proton antiporter activity. The record is from RefSeq and is a predicted model, not a curated record. The transcript is spliced from 7 exons. Gene Ontology annotation, cellular component: membrane; endomembrane system. Lineage: Eukaryota; Fungi; Basidiomycota; Agaricomycetes; Corticiales; Punctulariaceae. The annotation marks the transcript as partial.